UUACCACUGCCACUUUAUCUUAUAGUACUGAGCAUAUACUGUUUCCUUGUGAGAGAGAGAGAGAAUGGAGGUGAAUCGACAUGGUCUCUUGGAGGAAUUGAUAGCUCCAUUAAACACAACCAAUGAGUUUUUCCCAAAUGGAUGGAUCUCUUCCAGCUUUGAAUCCUCAUUAUUAGCCGCUCAUCAAAAUCACCCACCUCCUUCAGAUUUUCUACUCUCCUCAAAUUCUUCCCUUGAAGACGACGACUCCACUACCUUUGCAUGCCCUUUGGCAGAUAUCUUCAAGAAACCUCGUACGCCGCCGCCUUUUCCCGUGGAAGAAGUUCAUGGCGGCGGCAGAGAACCCCGGCAGCUUCUUGUUACUGGGUUUGAAGCUGCUAAGGAAGAGAUGAAGAAGAAGAAGAAGAAGAAAGUAGAGGAGGGGCAACCUUCAAAGAAUCUAAUGGCGGAAAGGAGAAGAAGGAAGCGCCUUCACGACCGCCUUUCCAUGCUCAGAUCCAUCGUUCCCAAGAUCAGCAAGAUGGAUAGAACAUCUAUUGUUGCAGACGCCAUAGAUUACAUCAAAGAUCUCUUACAUAAAAUCAACCAACUCCGUCAAGUUAGGGAAAACCCAACCGGUUUAUUUAAGCCGCCGCCUGAUGAUGAAGUUACAAACCCUACUUCGUCUCCUAAGUUUGAUGUAGAAAGGAGACAUGAAGAUACAAGAAUAGAGAUAUGCUGUGCAACAAGGCCCGGACUGAUGCUGUCAACAGUUAGCACACUAGAAGCUAUAGGCCUUGACAUUCAACACUGUGUUAUCAGCUGUUUCACUACUGAUUUCUCCUUUCAAGCUUCUUGCACUGAGGCCAUGGAGCAUCCAACGGUUGUCCGUCGCCCCGAAGACAUAAAGCAAGUGUUAUUCAAGACUGCAGGCUAUGGAGGAAGAUGCUUAUAUGAGAAAUAAUAUAAUGUAUGUCUGUGGAGUAUUCAUAUUCUCAGAGAUCAGAGUUUUAAGAAGCAGUCUGUGCUUUACAAGAAGUUUUCGGAUUUUCAAAGAAUAAUUUCACUGUUUUUUAGCUACAUAUCAUGUUUGUUUCACUGAUUGAAUCUGCACACUUUAUGGUUGUAUUCAUUUCAAGAUUUCCCUAUAAUUCAACCGAGACUGAAAGUUUUGAAA
Messenger RNA from Ipomoea triloba (trilobed morning glory), 1156 nucleotides. Its product is annotated as transcription factor bHLH93-like. Gene Ontology annotation, cellular component: nucleus. Bases 65 to 943 code for a protein of 292 amino acids. Gene Ontology annotation, molecular function: sequence-specific DNA binding; protein dimerization activity; DNA-binding transcription factor activity. Gene Ontology annotation, biological process: regulation of DNA-templated transcription. The transcript is spliced from 4 exons. Lineage: Eukaryota; Viridiplantae; Streptophyta; Magnoliopsida; Solanales; Convolvulaceae. The record is from RefSeq and is a predicted model, not a curated record.